Messenger RNA from Gossypium raimondii (Peruvian cotton), 2039 nucleotides. RefSeq lists its product as uncharacterized. The record is from RefSeq and is a predicted model, not a curated record. Gene Ontology annotation, molecular function: protein binding. The transcript is spliced from 2 exons. Lineage: Eukaryota; Viridiplantae; Streptophyta; Magnoliopsida; Malvales; Malvaceae. The coding region runs from base 232 to 1170 and encodes 312 amino acids.
AUUUGGAUGUGAUUUUAUAGCAAAAACUGAAACAUUUUGAAACUACAAACAAGAAGUGAAGAUAAGUAAGAUGUAAUAGUGAUUCAAGCAUCAUUCAACUUUGUUUCCCUUUGAGUAGGAAACGAGUGAAACGUGUCAGAAAUCCAAGGUCACAAUUUCCCACUCUCUCUUUUCACUUCAUUUAUUUCACUUUCUCUCUCCUCCAUUACCAAUUCGGUGGAGAGAAUAAACAUGGUGGAUAUACAACCAUCGGAUGCCCCUCUAAACAGCGUCGCGGCGCCCCUCGCGGUUGCUUCAUCCGAGACCGUUGGAUCCAAACGCCAGAGACGUCCCAGCGUUCGCUUAGGCGACAUCGGCGGCGACCAACCUUACGAUUCUCAUUUCCGACGCUCGUCCUCCUCUUCCUCCGCCGCCGCUUCCAAGCAGUGGAAACACCAACCCCGUCUCUCCUUAACUCCCUCAGUCGCCACUGCGACUGCUAAAUCGUCCAAGACUCGCGCCCUAACCAACCUCAGCACCGACUUCAACGCCAACCACGAAACCCUCGAUAACGAAAGAGAAGCUAACAAUAACACCAAUUUGGACGCCGUUGCGAUUGGUAGUUGGAGUUUCAAGGAUCUCAAGAAACGGGGCCCCGCUACGAAACGGGUUCGAUCCAAUUGGGUUCCUAAAUUCGACGAUUCCGGCGGCGGAAACGUCAAUAACAACGGCAACAACAACAACACUAACAGCAAUAAUGUGGAAACCGAGGAAAAAUACAGUGGCGGCGAAGAUAACGAUGAUUUCGAGUUGGAGAACUCGGAAAGUCCCAUGAAAGACCACAGUCCGAUACAUUCUUUGGAUAAUUUGCUGGUGGAUGGCAAUGAAAGGGAAGUUCUUUAUCAUGGGAGUAAUCACAGGAGGCCAAUUCGGACUCGGGUUUCUGAUGGCGUGGAGUUAUCUGGGCCAUCAGAUACCGAAAUCAGACGGUGUGAGGAAGAUGCGGUUAGAAUAUGGUUGAAUAGUUUGGGGUUAGGAAGGUAUGCCCCGGUUUUCAAAAUCCAUGAAGUGGACGAUGAAAUUUUGCCAUUGUUGACAUUAGAGGAUUUGAAGGAUAUGGGAAUAAAUGCAGUUGGUUCUCGAAGGAAAAUGUUUUGUGCAAUCCAGAAGCUUGGCAAAGGCUUUUCCUGACGUUUUUGAAUUAUGGUUACAGGGUUUCUGAAAGCACAAUUUUUAUCAGCCAUGGAGAUGUAUUACUGAAGAGAGGAGCAACCAUGAAAAGCUUAAUCUAUGUGGUCUUUAAGGAAAUCCAAGUUUGUUUUCUGGAGCUUCUAUCCUCUUUGUCAGUUUAAUAUGUGUAGUUGUGUGAAGUAUUCACGGGCUUACUCUUUUUCUCUGUCGAGUUCUGUGCCGAUUUUUUUGCCUGUCUGACCUAGCUCGUCCUGCUGUGGGAACUGUCGAAUGCAUUGCUCAUAAUUUCACCUUCAUUUAAAGCAAAGCCAGUUCUAGUGGAUCUUUGUUUGAGCAUAUGCAUGAAUUUGUUGUAUAUCGUUCAUAUCUUCUUGGGAAGAAUAGAGCUGGCAUUUUUGUAGUAUAUGUCAAGAAACAUGUGUGAACAAGGAUUUAUAUGCAGAAAGGAAAUUGCUUUCAAAUCUGUUUUGGUGAGAACAGUGUUAAAACCGAAGCUGAAAUGAGGGAGGCAAGCAUCAUCAGAAUUCCCCAAGUUCCUUACUGGCAAGCUUGCUUGUGCGGGCAAUGAAAUUUGCUGUGAAUAUGUUAUUGGGAUCUAAAAUCUUUCUCUGGCAGAUGUUAAGAUUUAUAUGAUGAAGCAGUCUUUCCCCAAAAAUUGUGAUCUCACCUUUGGUGCAUUUUGGUCAAUAUCCACCAUUUACACAUUGUCAUAUAUUGAAUUACAGGUUUGAUAAUAAUCAACUACCUUUUUGUUAAUAAUAAAUUUUAUUUAAAAAUUGUAUUUAUUUAUUUUAUUUCUUAGUCCUCAACUGUACAAUAAACAAAACAUAUCAAUAUAACUCUUCACAGAUUUUAAUUAUUAAUGAUAA